AUGUCCACAGGCAUUCUAUCAGAGUGGCGCAAGCUGCCAUUGAGCUUGUCUGAGCUCUGUAUUAAUACUACUCUUCGAUGCGGUCAAUCAUUCAGAUGGCAACAUAUUCCCGAAAAUGAGGAGUGGCGAUGCGUUCUCUACGGUCGCUUUCUGUCCCUCAAACAGGACUCAAACUGCUUAUAUUAUCGUUCCGUCCGUCCAUCCUCCCAAGCAUCAUCCGACAACGAGCACAAGGAUAACGAGCACCUUAUCCGCAUAAUCAAUCAUUACUUUAAUCUGACACCUAGUCUGAGUGACCUCUAUACUCAAUGGUCGUCCAAUGACCCCAAUUUCAAGAAGAAAGCAGCUCAAUUCACCGGGAUCCGCAUCCUUCGCCAAGACGCAUGGGAGGCACUGGUCUCUUUCAUAUGCAGCAGCAACAACAACAUUGCACGCAUAUCGCAAAUGGUCGUGAAGUUAUGCACAAACUAUGGAACCCCAGUCACAACUAUCGAAGGCCAUUCAUAUCAUGAUUUCCCUUCUCCGCAGGCACUGACAGGCAAGGAUGUGGAGAGCAACCUACGAAGCUUAGGGUUUGGAUACCGAGCUCGAUACAUCUACCAAACUGCUGUUAUGGUAUCUGAUCGUGAGAAAGGGUGGUUAGAUGGUUUAAGUAACCCCGAGUGCCCGGCAUUUGGUGUGGAGCCAAAGCCCUCUGGCGAGAUGAAGCCAGAAGGACGAGAAGGUUAUCGCGAGGCCCACGAGAAGCUCCUUGAGCUUCAAGGCGUAGGGCCAAAAGUCUCAGACUGUGUUAGUCUAAUGGGAUUAGGCUGGGGAGAAUCAGUACCAGUUGACACUCAUGUCUGGCAAAUUGCCCAGAGAGACUACAAGUUCGCCAAAAGCUCGAACAAGACCUUAAACAAGACUACCUAUGAUGCUGUGGCUAACCACUUCCGCAAGCUUUGGGGCAAAGAGGCUGGGUGGGCUCACAGCGUACUCUUUACCGCGGACCUGCGGACCUUCGCAGAUAAACUGGCUGCCACGAAGAAGGUGGAUGUCCGCGUCAAAGAGGAAAAGUCUGAUGUGAAGAUCGAGACCACCGUAACCACUGGGCUGACAGUGGAUGCGCCCAAGGAAGAAGAUGUGGAUGUGAAGGUCAAGGUCGAGGGUAUUGAGCCUGCUGUCAAGACGCCCAAGAAGCGCAGAGCUGAGACACUACUUCCUGCUGCUCAAACCACAGAGGUACGCAGAAAGUCCAAGCGACUCAGGCGCUAG
Molecule: messenger RNA, 1254 nt
Organism: Penicillium olsonii
Lineage: Eukaryota; Fungi; Ascomycota; Eurotiomycetes; Eurotiales; Aspergillaceae
Source: the annotation of a GenBank genome assembly